CAUAUUUGUUGGCUGCUUGAUAAGUAGGACUGACUAUGCGAGACUUGGCUGUUGGUUGGUGGGAUACGCAGAUAAGCGAAGCCAUCCUCAGUCAGAGACCAACAAGCUCCCCGUCAAACAAGAGCUCAACACUUCCUCCUCCAGAAGUUUCCCAUUUUUAAACAUUUCCACCAGCCUUACAUCGAGAAGAAAACAGCGAAACGCCACAAAGUAGGGAAACCUGGGCGUCAGUGAUAAUUCUGAAGGAGCCAGAAAUUUCCUACUCCAGAACCAACUGCAUUCCAAACACACGCCAAAAUUGUUGAGACACAGGAUUCGAUGAUGGCUAGCGAGAGAGCUUCCGAGCAGCACGAGACGUUUCCGUUGGACGGGAUGGAGGUCAACCAGACGCACCGGAAGUUGCUCAGUGGGCAGAAAGUGCUCGUCCCCACAGCGGAGAAAGUGGAGAGUUCUCAAGAGAACGGACGACUUCCUCCUCACUCAGUCGGACCAACGCCACGUGGCGUUAACCACGUGCCCUCGCCUUCAACAAGCACGAGGUCAUCAAAAGUCAGGAGCAUUUUCCCAUGCAAAAUCUGCCUUUGUCCCUUCACCAACGCAACCAGUGCUCGCGUCCACGCCUGCACCCACUUCAACCCGGACGAACUGGAGGAGUCCUCCCUUUUCCACGCGAAAUGCCCCCACUGCAAAAAAAUGUUCUUCCAAGGACAAGUCUUUAUCCACCACGUGAACGCGCACGAAGGUCGCCAGAACCACGUCUGCCCCGUUUGUAAAAAGAAAUUCUCCACGAAACAGCAAUUGACGGCGCAUCUCUUCGUCCACCUGAGCGGGGAGGAGCGCGCGGCGGGGCGGCAGGGCUGGCGACACGGCUGCUACUUCUGUAAAGACCGAUUCAAAAGUCAGUCCCAUCUCAAUUGUCAUGUUCUGACCCACACCAAGGAAAAAGCUGGCUGGAGGUGUCACCCUUGUCGAAAAACGUUCUUCUCCAAAGAUUCCUUGACCAGGCAUCGUUUCGCCGCCCAUCUCUCCGAAGACGAGAAGGUCGCACGCGUGAAGCAGGGGACGAGUCGAGUGUGCUUAUUCUGCCAGAAGAAACUCCCCUCCAACGGCACUUAUCAUGCCCACCUGGUCUCCCACACGAAGGAGAAACCUUUCCCGUGCCGACAAUGUGGGAAGCUGUUCGGUCGUAAUAGUAACUUAAACUUGCACAUGCGCAUUCACACUUCGAACCCAAAACCGUACAAAUGCGACGAGUGUGAUCACCCGUUCAGUCAUAAACAUCACCUGACCAGACACCAGAAGACGGUACACCGGAAGUUGAAGGACAUCGCGUGCCUCCAGUGCGGCAAGAAGUUCGGGAGGAGAAGUGACAUGGUGCGACAUGUGAGGAGUGUUCAUGCCAAAAUCCGGCACCCCUGCCCCCAUUGUGACCAGACAUUCUCGAGGAAAGACUAUCUUGGGACACAUUUGAAGAUCGUUCAUCCCCCAAAGUGAAGUCUUUCCCCUGCUAAACAAAAGUGACCACGUGUCGUCCAUUCUUUAUAUUUUUAUAUUUUCCUAAUUUGACCAUUUAUGACAAGCUUAUUAUCCUCAUCCGACAGCUUAUCAGAUAUUUUCCAUGUUGUAUGUAUUUUUAUAAUUUUCUCAUUUCACUAUUUAUGACGAGGUAUUUAUUCUGAUAAAAAUGGUGUAAUUGAAUUAUUAAGGUGUAAACGUGUUUUGUUACCGCUUUGACCAUCACGAUUUUUAAUUAUGGAGUAAAGUCGUUCUAUUUUUUGUAAAA
Messenger RNA from Folsomia candida, 1783 nucleotides. Its product is annotated as zinc finger protein OZF. The transcript has 2 exons. Gene Ontology annotation, biological process: regulation of transcription by RNA polymerase II. Gene Ontology annotation, molecular function: DNA-binding transcription factor activity; RNA polymerase II cis-regulatory region sequence-specific DNA binding. The coding region runs from base 319 to 1494 and encodes 391 amino acids. Lineage: Eukaryota; Metazoa; Arthropoda; Collembola; Entomobryomorpha; Isotomidae. The record is from RefSeq and is a predicted model, not a curated record.